AACCACGUGAUCUACGUGUACCAUUCGAGGCACGUAAACACGCGUGUUUGGGUCGUGCUGGUUUUUUUUUAUUGAAAUAUAAAUUGUAUGCGGUUUAAUAGUUAGGCGAAUAGAGGCACAAAAGAGCGUGAUGAAGGUGAAAGUGCUUUGCCGAAACCCGGACGAUUUUGUUCGAGAAACUUCUAAAGAUAUCCAGCGUGUUCCCAGGAAUUAUGAUCCUACUCUACACCCGUUCGAGGUACCGAGGGAGUACACGAGAGCCCUAAAUGCCACUAAGCUCGACCGGGUAUUCGCAAAGCCCUUCGUAGCAUCGCUGGACGGCCACAGAGAUGCCAUCAACUGCAUCGCCAAGCACUCCAAGAAUCUCGCCACAGUGCUGUCCGGAGCCUGUGAUGGACAGGUAAAGAUAUGGAACCUGAGCAAGCGGGAAUGCAUGCGAACGAUCCAAGCUCACGAAGGCUUCGUCAGAGGAAUAUGCUCGCGCUUUUGUGGCACUUCAUUUUUCACGGUAGGAGAUGAUAAGACCAUUAAGCAAUGGAGCAUGGAGGCCCCUGGUUAUGGUGUGAAGGAGGAACCGUUGAACACUAUACUCGGGAAGGCUGUGCACACAGGCAUUGACCAUCACCAGAAAGAAGGCACUUUUGCAACAUGCGGCCAGACAGUGGACAUCUGGGACGAGCAGAGGAGCAGCCCCAUUCGCUCCUUUAGCUGGGGGGUGGACAGCUUCAGCUGUGUCCGUUACAACCCUGUAGAGACUGAACUUCUUGCCAGCUGCGCCUCAGACAGAAGCAUCAUACUGUAUGACAUGAGAGAGUCAACUCCACUUAAAAAGGUUGUAAUGCAAUUGAGAAGUAACACACUUUGCUGGAACCCCAUGGAGGCAUAUAAUUUCACCUGCUCCAAUGAGGACUAUAAUCUGUAUACCUAUGAUAUGAGGCGCCUGGACAAACCGGUUACUGUACACAUGGACCACGUCUCGGCCGUGCUGGAUGUGGACUACUCGCCCACAGGGACAGAGUUCGUGUCAGCCAGUUUCGACAAGACGAUUCGCAUCUUCCCUAAAAACAGUGGCCACAGCAGGGACGUGUACCACACCAAGCGCAUGCAGCACGUCAUCUGUGUAAAAUGGUCUGCGGACAGCAAGUACAUCCUUAGCGGCUCAGACGAGAUGAACAUCCGCAUCUGGAAGGCCAACGCCUCGGAGAAACUGGGAGUGCUCACAUCUAGAGAAAAGGCUGCCAUGCACUACAACCAGAAGCUGAAGGAGAAGUUUCAGCACUACCCACAGGUAAAACGCAUCGCCCGCCACCGCCACCUUCCCAGAGACAUCUUCAAACAGAGACGGCAGCUGCAGGAGAUGAGGGAGGCCAGACGCCGGAAGGAACAUAACGUACGCAAACACAGCACGCCGGGCUCCGUUCCCGUGGCGACAGAGAAGGAGAAACAUGUGGUGACUGUGGUGGAAUAACAUGUCUCUUCCUAAGCGCUUCAAUCACACACAAACAUACAGUCAUAUAAAAAGACUUUUACCCCAUGCAGCUCUGCGAUGUUUCCGUUCCGAGAGAUUUCCAGCAAUUACAGCUUGUCUACAUUGUUGUAGACCGUCUCAGGAUCAGCUGUCCACACACAUUUGUCCGGUUCUUCAUCAGAACACGAUAAGUGAUUUUUGAGAACUGCCUGAUUUCAUUAUUAUUGUACAUGGAACAAGUUUUCCAAUAAGCAGGCUGCAUAUUUAGAAGAAAUAAAAUGUUGACUUUAUAAUCAUAA
Messenger RNA from Silurus meridionalis, 1767 nucleotides. RefSeq names its product ddb1 and cul4 associated factor 13 (gene dcaf13). Gene Ontology annotation, biological process: maturation of SSU-rRNA from tricistronic rRNA transcript (SSU-rRNA, 5.8S rRNA, LSU-rRNA). The transcript has 11 exons. The coding region runs from base 131 to 1468 and encodes 445 amino acids. NCBI's taxonomy places the organism in Eukaryota, Metazoa, Chordata, Actinopteri, Siluriformes, Siluridae. Gene Ontology annotation, molecular function: protein binding. The record is from RefSeq and is a predicted model, not a curated record. Gene Ontology annotation, cellular component: nucleolus; small-subunit processome.